GUCUUCAUACUAGGGAUUAAUUUCCCGGAAAACCGGUUAAUCAAGAAAUCCCUACAAACAUUCUAUGGCAUCGGCCACCAACACUCCUCCCGUAUCUUGGCAAAACACUCCAUCAUCCCCACUCAGAGACUCGGUGGCAUUUCCGCGAAGACAAUUUCUGCCAUCACAGCCGAGCUCUCGGGCAUGACGAUCGAGACGGACCUGCGGAGGAAGAUGCAAGAUAACAUCCGUCGCUUGAGGGACAUGGGUAGUUAUAGGGGGAGGCGGCAUGCUAUGGGUCUACCGGUGAGAGGGCAGAGGACGAGGAGUCAGAUCUUGACGGCGAGAAAGUUGAAUAGAGUGGAAAGACACAACUAG
Molecule: messenger RNA, 357 nt
Organism: Lachnellula hyalina
Lineage: Eukaryota; Fungi; Ascomycota; Leotiomycetes; Helotiales; Lachnaceae
Gene: sws2
Product: 37S ribosomal protein subunit, mitochondrial
Exons: 3
Biological process (GO): translation
Cellular component (GO): small ribosomal subunit; ribosome; mitochondrion
Molecular function (GO): RNA binding; structural constituent of ribosome
Source: RefSeq, a predicted model, not a curated record